Messenger RNA from Carassius gibelio (silver crucian carp), 2218 nucleotides. RefSeq lists its product as uncharacterized. Lineage: Eukaryota; Metazoa; Chordata; Actinopteri; Cypriniformes; Cyprinidae. Bases 1035 to 1889 code for a protein of 284 amino acids. The transcript is spliced from 6 exons. The record is from RefSeq and is a predicted model, not a curated record.
UUAAAGAAAUGUGUGUCUGUUAUUUUGCGGUUUAUUACUUUGAAGCAGCUUUGAAACUGUAUUGUAUACAGCAUAAAUGUCACUUGUAUGUGGGUGCAGUGACAGGCAGUUGUUGAGUGUUGAGUGUGAUGUGUGGUUCUUUGCUUUGUGUGUGGGUGAAAAGAACUGAGAACAAUGAGAUCUUGGCAAAGCUUGUUCCUACAGGGCUUCUUUUUUUUAAUUUUAUAUUUAAAUUCAGCUUAACAUGAUGAGCAUUCAUCCAGACAUGAAUACUUAUUAGAUAUGCAGUGAUUCAUGAGGAUGCCUAGUUUUUAGAGGUGACGAUAACUGAUUUUAUUUAAUUGGAAAAUUAAAGUGCAAAGUACAGAGCCCUGUGGCACUCCAGUGGGCAUUUCCCGUAGGGACAGAUAGCAUCAUGGCUCAUGGCAGAAACUUUUGCAUGGGCAAGCAACAGUUAUAUUGUUUUUAGGAAAAUUAAAACUAGUUUCAUUUUAUUUUAAUAUAUUACUAUUAAAAAUAAUGUUUGUUUUAAUGGAUGUUUAGCUUUUGGAUUGAUUUUUUUAUUUGAUUUAGUGUUUCAAAGUAUUUCUGUCACAUCUUCUUAUAUGUUAUGGCUUCAAAAUAUCUGUGAGCUUCCUUUUUGGCCAUUAUAUUCCAUUUUGGGCUCUUUAGAUUGCACAAAAUGUGACCCACAAAUGAGCAUGAACCCUGAAGCAAAACAUCUCAAAUGACUAACGCAGUGGGAGGCUGCUCAUAAAACACUUCCACACAAUCAAACACACACCCAUACACACACACGCUGGCAGGCAUCUUGUCUCAAAUCUCUUGGAUCAAAUCAUUCUUGAAUGCUAAGCAGCACAGUCUGUUGUUUUGUUGUCCAUGUUGCCAAGCGACCAUCAGCUAGUCAAAGGCUGAGAGAAAAGACAAAUCCCAAAAGAAAACGAGACGUGGUGGAGGGCAGGAAAUUGUGAGUUUUUAAGAGCCAAACUCUGGUGCUUCUGUGCAGACCAAGGUGCAGUGUUUGUGAAGGCAAAAUGUGGGACACAAGGUCUCUCGAGAAGAUGGUGAACAGGACGACUCUAAGCACACAGAGAGUGCUCCACACACACAUUCUGGAACUAGGAGAACAGUUAUGUCCAUGGUCAUCUUCCCGUGUUAGAACAGAUGACCACCUAAAACUGGCUCCAAGCUUGGUCAAUCCACGGCCUGCUACUGAACGAGAGCAACCUGAUGUCCCCGCCAUGGAGGAAUUUAAGCAGCUGGCGCAGAAGGAGAAACAUGCUGCCCUUAAACUCCAAGAGGAGAGUCUGCAGGCCUGGUUUCAAGAGGCCCUGCAAGCCAGGGACAGGCUGGAGGCUGAAAUGAGGCGAGAGCUCCAGGUCGAGCUGCAGGCCCAGUUCCGAGCUCAAUUUGAAGGCCUGAGGGCUCAGAUGGAGGAAGACAAGGUCCAAGCCGUAGGGGAGGCCUGCAGGAAGCUGCAAGACCAGCUGCACAAAGAAGCAGAGGAGACCAGGGAGAAAAUAAUACACACUGUACGAGAAGAGACACAGGAGUGUGUGAGGAGGUGUGUGCAGGAGGCUGAGAGAAGUAUUCGUGAGGAGUGUCACAUGGAGGCAGAAAGAGAGAAACAGGCCCUACAGGACAGACAUGAAGAGAAGAUAUCUAAGCUACAAAACUGGAUACAGCAGCUGCAGGACAGUCUGGAGCAGGCCUGCAGGGAGCGCAUUCAGUAUGAAGCAGAGUUUAAGAAGGUGCAGGCCAGCUACAAGCGGUUUGUGGACCUGACUGAUUCCUCGCUCCUCUCUGAUUACCUCUUAAAGCUGCGCAGACUGGGGAGAGAGCCAGGUCUCAUGGACACCGCGACACAGACUGAUGAGAUCACCUCCUAAUUUGUGAUGGCAGUGUGUACACUGUCUGAGUAUGACAUGUCAUAGCACUAGCAGUCAAAGCAGUGUCCUACACUACACGCUGUACUUUGUCUAAAACCAUUUGAAACGAAUAAAUGUUAAAAGAUUGUGGCAUCUAAAAUAUACUUUCAUUAAUACAUUUAUCUUAACAAAGUAUUUUUUUAGUAAUGAAACAUGUCAACUCUUUCAUAAUAAAUAAAAUAUGUAUAUACAUUUUUGCAGUGUUGCAAGAUAAAAUCUUGUAGUAAGACUAUAUUGAACUAAUUGAUUUAUCAGAUCACAUUUUCAUAAAUACUUCUGCAUAUUUAAAA